Molecule: messenger RNA, 643 nt
Organism: Paramecium pentaurelia
Lineage: Eukaryota; Ciliophora; Oligohymenophorea; Peniculida; Parameciidae
Source: the annotation of a GenBank genome assembly
AAUGAGAUCAAAUCCUCGUUAACAAUCAAAAAAAGAAUCGAAGAAUGUUUAAUAGCCUCCUCCACCACCUCCUCCUCCAUAAAAACCAGUUUAAGAGGAUAAAUAAUUCAAUCCAGAUAUAUAUGUGAGAUAAAAUUUAAGUCGAGAUGAAGUUAUUGAAUUAAAGGUUAAUAAUUAUAGAAAUUUAUCUAUAUUUAGAAAGCUUUUGAUUUAUUUGAUGAUGAUGGAAGUGGUACAAUUGAUCCAUCUGAAUUAAAGGGGGCUUUUGAAGAAUUAGGACUCAGAGCUCAAAAUAAAAUGAUUUAUUAGGUUUUAGGAGAAAUUGAUCAAGACAAUUAAGGAGGAUUUUCAUUUGAUAAUUUUAUUAAAUUGGCUACAGUUAAAUAAAACUUAAAAGAGACAAGAAGUUCUUUAAUGAGAACUUUUAAUUUGUUUGAUCUAAAUCGUGAAGGUAUAUCUUAUUGAGUGAGUAUAGGUAGAAUUACUUGGGAUGAAUUGAAAAGAGUCUCAGUUGAUCUAGGAGAUGAUUUAAAUGAUGAGGAAAUAAAAAAAAUAUUUAGAAAAGCUGAUCUUGAUGAUGAUGGUUUUGUAACCUUUGAAAAUUUCUAUAAUAUGAUGACUGGAAGAGUCUAUUAUGAUUGAA